Messenger RNA from Mangifera indica (mango), 1890 nucleotides. Its product is annotated as START domain-containing protein 10. NCBI's taxonomy places the organism in Eukaryota, Viridiplantae, Streptophyta, Magnoliopsida, Sapindales, Anacardiaceae. The record is from RefSeq and is a predicted model, not a curated record. Gene Ontology annotation, molecular function: lipid binding.
CUUCAUCUUAUUAUUGCUACUUAAAAAGCAAUGUAAUUUUUUAAGUUAUCUAAUAAUGACCCAUAGUUGUUGUAACUUUUGCAAUCCAAUGAAUCAUCAGCUCCGGAAAAUUAAACUCUCUUUUCUGUCUUUUUGUCUGCCAUAACAUUAUCCUGCUACUACCAUGUGAAACCGAGCAGAAUGGGUCCAAAUUCUGAUUGCCAUUUCCAGUAAACAAAUAUUAUAAUUAUCUUUUCGAUUCAAAUAUAUAUUUUCCUGAAUCAAUCUACCGAACUCUGAACUCUGUUUAUCGAAAUACAAUGGUCCCAUAUCAUAGGAUGCAUUCCAGGAUAUUUACUGUUCACUCGUUGAGGUUAUUCCAGAUUAAAGCUCCAGGGGAAAUGGCACUUUACUACUACGGGCAUGCAGAGAUCUUAAAAGCAAACAGGUUAAGGCCAGGGAUUGCUUCCUUGAUGGGUAAAUUAACAAAAGCCAGGGCACGUGAUAAGGGGACCUUGUGAAGCUGUUUGAGUAGGGUCCUUGUCACCCAUUACCAGGCAAGCUUAUUACUUAAUCCACUGAGUUAAACUUAAACAACCCUCACUACUAAUCUUUUGUUUUGGUUGUUAGUCAUUUUCCCAUCUUCUCUAUUGUUUUAAAAAGUCACAACACUUCAUGUGCAUCAUCUUCGCCACUCUUCUUCUUGCUUUUUUCCAAGCAAAGAAUAUCUCUUUUAUCUCCAAACUGAAGAAAGAGAGUCUUGCACUUCUAAUCAUGGACCUGCUUCUGGCAUUCCAUGUGCUUCAAUCACUUCACCCCACUUCUCAUUAUUUUACUCUCCUCAUCACCUUCUUCUUCUUCUAACCAUUCUUUAACAGCUCCUCACCAAUAUAUAUAUACCGCCUUCUAGGCUAUAUUUACGUCUCCUGACUUGGUGACAUCCUUCUUUUAACACAAUAAAUUUUCUUGUGGCAUUGAGGCUCUCAGAAUGAACAGUCCAACACCUUGCAGCAGGUCCUGGUCUGUAAGUGAAGAUUCAUUGAAAAGAUAUGUGCACUUUGCAAGUGAAAGUUGCAUACAGGAGUUGUUAUCAGCCUCAGACUCAAACAGGUUUGGAAAUGACAAUGAUGGAUGGAAAAUACUGACUCUUGAUAAUGGAGUUGAGAUUUCCAAAAGAAGAUCGGGUUCACACCACACUUUUAGAAGCAGAUGGCUGCUGAAAUCAGUCUCUCCGCGGCAAUUCAUCACUGUUGCAAAUGCCAUAGAUGCUGCCAAGCAAUGGGAUGGUGAUCUAGUGGAAGCAAAGUACAUAAAAGAUCUAGAAGAUAAUCUCGAUAUAAUUCAACUCAGAUUCGGGGAGAACUCAAAACCUCUUUUUAGAAAUAGAGAAUUCAUUGUUUAUGAACGACGUGAAACAAUGGAAGAUGGCACUCUUGUGGUUGCAGUAGCAUCACUGCCAAAAGAGAUAGCAGCUGGAUUGCAUCCAAAGCAAAACAAUGCAAUAAGAGGACUUUUGCUUCAAUCAGGAUGGGUUGUGGAGAAGCUUGAAGAUGACUCGUGUAUGGUCACUUAUGUUGUUCAGUUAGAUCCUGCAGGAUGGGUGCCCAAGUGCUUUGUGAAUCGGCUUAACACAAAACUGGUUAUGAUCAUUGAAAACCUUAGGAAGCUAGCACAAGCUUGUCCAACAAAUGGUGGUGUGACUGUGAGUACACAAGAGUAAAACUAUUUGUAAAGUUAUGAAAAAUUCAAGGUAUAGAAAUUAAUGUUUAUAUAUAGUGAUGAAUAUUAUUGAAACUCUCUCUAUAGAUUGGUCUCCAAGUUCUGCAUACUUGGGAUUAUGCUUUGCUGGUUUAAGUUUAUUAUGGUCCUAAUUAAUAUUAAUUGUCAUGAAAACUCAACAUGGUCAAGAUC